Fomitiporia mediterranea MF3/22 is the source of this 3006-nucleotide messenger RNA. RefSeq lists its product as uncharacterized. The transcript has 7 exons. Gene Ontology annotation, cellular component: piccolo histone acetyltransferase complex. Lineage: Eukaryota; Fungi; Basidiomycota; Agaricomycetes; Hymenochaetales; Hymenochaetaceae. Bases 1 to 3006 code for a protein of 1001 amino acids. Gene Ontology annotation, biological process: regulation of transcription by RNA polymerase II. The record is from RefSeq and is a predicted model, not a curated record.
AUGGCCCCUCGAGCCCAAACAGCUGGCCAGUCGCUUCGAAACCGAAAUCGCAUCUCAAACAAGACCCGACUCAAGGUCAUUAGAGGUAACAUCGACGCCGAUCCACUUGCGGUCGAUGAGGACGACGACAAGGCACGGCUUGCCUCGACUGCUGGAGUCGAUGCUGAGGAUGCGAAUGAACACCAUCUUCAAGCAGUAUUGUCUGCAGCGUCACAUCGAGCGACGAGCGUUGUCCCCAGGGCGUCGACGUCUGCCAACGGGGAGAACAACGUCAGGAAUAGUGACAGAGCCCCGACAGCAUUUAUACCGGUUCCUGAUGCAGCUGGCGUUGUUGAGAACGUCGACGAACUAUACCCUCCAGGUCGAUGGGUGGAGUAUGCAACAUACAUCAAAUUCUCCGACGCUGUCGACGAGUCUUUGCUGUGUGGACUCAAUGAUGGAUUCACCUAUAUUAUGGACGAACGUGAUGCAGAGUGGCUGGAGAAGAACAACCAAGAAGCGCGCGGUGAGGGGACAAGCUCCCAGGCUUCCGCCUCUUCAACUUCUGGUGCGACAACACGAUCCGGGCACCGCAGUACCAAGGGCAAAGGCAAAGAGGCGGAAGCGAACAUUCCAGUGCCGAUGAAUGAAAAUGAUUUCGAGCUUGUCAUGGGGCUUUUCGAGAAAAUUACACACGAUAAUACUCCAUUUCUUCAUGUUACUUUUCAGCAACAGCAAGACAGCUGUAUAUCCUCUUUCUCUGACUACCAAGAUGUGUUCGCGAACGACCUGCCCAAAAACUAUUUUGCUCGUUUCAUGACUCCGCCGAAUAUACCGCCCCCAUCCAUGUUGGUACGCAUGGCCAAGACAGUUUAUCCUCAUUGGAAGCAACGAAAAAUCGAACGCGAAGGCCAGCGUAUCAUUCCUGGUUUGAACUUUGAUGAAUCUGACACGAAGAAUGAAUCUUACAUCUGCUUCCGUCGCCGUGAUCAGAAAUCGAUCCGCAAGACUCGCCAGGCAGCAAUAUCAUCGGCCGACAAGCUCAGCCGUCUUAAAAAGGAGAUUGGACAGGCGAUUGAGCUGUCGACCUCGUUAUUGCAUCGAGAAGGAAUCAAGAAGGAGUCGGUCAUUGAAGCGGCUAAAGACGUCUGGGAGCGGCGUAUCGCUUUCCUGGAACUGAAACGAAAGUCAUUUUCAUUCGCUGGAAAGGAGGACGAAGAAGUGCUGAUCGACAAAGAACGCCAGCCCAAAAAAUCUAAGGCCGAACAAGCGCAGACUAUUCGACUCAAGAGUCGGCCAAAUGGCGAUAUCUCUGCUUCUCCUACUCCUGCUGAACGUCAAAUGCGUCCGAAGGAUAGGUUUGCGGCUAUUCAACAAACCUUUGAGACAGCAAUGAAGCGUAUAAAGGAAGGGGAACAUGGCUGGGAUGAUCAAAUUGACUCGUCUUUCCAGCAGAGUCCUAUUCCUUUACCAGACAAGUACUUCAAAGUUGUCCCCGAGAGCAGCACUGCAAGUGCGUCUGCCACUAGUGAUGAUGUACGUCGAGCACCUGUGCAUACUCGCAUGCGAGUCGGACGGGGUGGACGCCUGUUCAUUGACCGACGACGGCUUCAGCUUCAUGGUGAUGGUGGUAGAAGUUCACUUCGGUCAAGGGACACGGAAACGCGCAGAUCGACAAAUCUGGAUCCUACCGAAACUAGAGAGAGGCUUUUGGAGGAAGAUGAGAGAGCUCGGCGCAUUGAGCGAUGGCGCUAUGAUUUGGCAAGCGAACCGACAGGUGCGGACGAAGAAAACCGGGGCCUAUUUGAUGACUACGAUGCUAGACAUAUGCGCGUGCAAGCAAUGCUUCUCAACGAUGCCGACCCGCUUAUGACUGACAACCGCUUACUUGUGUUCGAUCCUUCGACCGGUACCCACAACUAUGUCAAUCCUGUGAAGCCGGUCCCUAUCACGUCUUUGGUCCGGAGGGACGCAGUAAUGCUGCAGCAAGUGCGGACGGCGUCAGGUGCGCAGCCACCUGCGCCUCAGUCUACUCAGCCGCAGGCAGUCCCUGUAGCCCAAACUAGCUCGAUUCCUAACCCUCUGCAAUCGCCCAUUAAAAUUCCAGCUUCCUCCAGUCCGUCGCAUGCACGUGCCACUUCUAAUGGAGCGCAGCGAUCUCCAAGCAGUGCUUCCGCCACCAGUGCACAGGUUAGCGCCAAUCCGAGUUCAUCACCUCCCUCAAAUCAGGCGAAUGCGAUGCACAUUAACGGUCUUCCUCCGCAGUCGAGCCCAGUCAAUGGUAUGCCUUCAGUCCCCCUUGCAUCUACCAAUGGCGUCGGGAACGGCAACGUUAAUGGCAAUCUGAAUGGUUUGAUGAAUGGUCUGAACGGUGUUGUACCUGGCUUGCAAGCCAAUACAGGCGUCAAUGCAGCCGUCUUUUCGCAGCAGCAAGCAAUUGCCAUGCAAAAGCAGAAUUUGCAGAAGUUCUAUGCCAAUUAUUCCGGAAAUAUGCAACGGAACAGCCAGUCACAAUUUCCGCAGCAUUCGAUGCUGAAUGGUGCUUUAGGAGGAGAAAAUGUUAAUAUUGCGAACGCUGUGAACGGUGUGAACAACACGAAUGUCAUGGGCCCGGUUAACAUGAAUCUGAAACUGCCUGCCAACCGCCAGAUACAAUGGACGAACGCGGCUCAACGUGUCCAGUCAGGACAGGGUAACAUGAUGAACGGAAACGACGCCGCCGCGUUACAGAACCUACAGAUGCAGCAACUUGCAAGUCUUGGAUUACUCCAGUCGCAAAACAUACCUGCGAUUAAUGGCCAUAGUAAUAGCCACCUAUCUCCUCCGCGCUCCGCGCAUUCGCCUCCAAAUGCACUUGGACACGGUUUAUCUCUUUCUCCACAUAUGGGCAGUCCUGCUCAAUCUCAGGUUCAUAUGUCUCCAUCGCGAAACAUGCAGACUCCCGUUCCACCCUCUCCAUCCCCACUCCUUCAGCACCAAGUACCUAAUCUUGUAGGCGGCUUACCCUCGCAGAACCAAGGGUUUUAA